AUGGUCGCCGCCAAGCAACUCAGCCUCGCCGCUCUCGUCUGGCUCGGCCUUGCCAGCCAGGGUCUCGCCCUCCAGGUCGACCAGGCAUCCAACGAUCUCACACUAGUGGAGAGAGCCGAAGCCCCCAGCGGCAAGAUGGGCGUCGCCCUUGCGCCCAACCAGAAGCUCCCCAAGGUUGGAGCCGCCCACAAGGCUGGCAAGAGCGGCAAGCUCGGUGUUGCCCUAGCCCCCAACCAAAAGAUUUCCAAGUCUGGAAAGAGCCACAAGGCCGGGAAGCACACCGCCGGUGCUGCUUCCGGCAAGAAGGCCCACAAGGCUGGUAAGCUGAGCGUUGCUCUCGCCCCCGAAUCCAAGCCCGAGCACAAGGAGAGGGACCUCGAGGAGCGCAAGAUCACCGCCAAGGGUGUUGCCAAAGGUGUUGGCAAGGUCGCCAAGGGUGCCCUGAAGCUCUUGUUCCGUGACCUCGAGGAGCGGGACGUUGAUGAACUCGAGGAGCGAGACCUCGAGGAACUCAUCGCUCGCUAUUAUGACGAGGAAGAGCUUGUUGCUCGCGACCUCGAGGAGCGCAAGAUCAGCGCCAAGGGUGUCGCUAAAGGCAUUGGUAGGGUUGCCAAGGGCGCCCUCAACAUCCUCCUCCGCGACAUCGAAGAGCGUGAUAUUGACGAACUUGAGGAGCGAGACCUCGAGGAGCUCGUUGAGCGCUACUUCGACGAGGAGGAGCUCACUGCCCGAUACUAUGAUGAGACCGAGCUUGAUGAGCGUGACCUUGAGGAGCGCAAGAUCACUGCCAAGGGCGUUGCGAAGGGUGUUGGCAAGGUCGCUAAGGGCGCCUUGAAGCUGUUCUUCCGUGACCUUGAGGAGAUCGAAGAACGCGACUUUGAGGAACUUGAUGAGCGUGAUCUCGAGGAGUUGGAGGAGCGCGACCUUGAAGAGCGCAAGAUCACUGCUAAAGGUGUUGCCAAGGGUGUCGGCAAGGUCGCCAAGGGCGCCCUGAAGCUCUUCUUCCGUGACCUCGAUCAGCUCGAUGAGCGUGACCUGGAAGAGCUUGACGAGCGUGACAUCGAGGAGCUCGCUGCCCGAUACUUCGAUGACUCUGAUAUUGAGGAGCGCGAUCUUGAGGAGCGAAAGGUCACUGCCAAAGGCGUUGCCAAGGGCAUCGGCAAGGUCGCAAAGGGAGCCCUGAAGCUCCUCUUCCGUGAUCUGUCCGAGCGCGAAGUCGAGGAUCUGGAUCAGCGUGACAUUGAUGAGCUCGUCGCCCGUCACUUCGAUGAGGAGGAGCUUGUUGCCCGAUUCUUCGACGAGACUGAGCUCGAGGAGCGCGACCUUGAGGAGCGCAAGGUUAGCGCUAAGGGCGUUGCUAAGGGCAUUGGCAAGGUCGCCAAGGGAGCUCUGAAGCUCCUCUUCCGCGAUGUGGAGGAGCGCGAUCUUGAGGAUGAGCUUGCUGAGCGUGACAUGGGUGAUCUUGUAACUCGCUACUUUGACGAGAGUGAGCUUGGUCUCGAGACCCGUAUGAUCAGAGCCGGCUUCAACCGAGGCCCUGUCCACAAGCCAGGACGGAUGUCUAUUGCUUAG
This is a messenger RNA of Clonostachys solani, 1572 nucleotides long. The record is from the annotation of a GenBank genome assembly. NCBI's taxonomy places the organism in Eukaryota, Fungi, Ascomycota, Sordariomycetes, Hypocreales, Bionectriaceae.